AAAACCGCCCUCACUACCAACUUUCCUCUCUCUCUCUCUCUCUGUCUCUCUCUGCUACUUUCAUGGCGUUUUUCAAACUUUACUCUUCCUACAUUUUCCUCUUCUUGGCUAUAGCCUUUUCCGCUUCACUCACUGAGUCACUAUCUUCGUCCUCUUCACAAGAUGUGGAGCUUCUCUUAGGAAAUAUCAAAGCUUCACUGCAAGGUAAUACUGACAACUUGCUUUUGUCUUCAUGGAACUUGUCUGUGCCUUUGUGUCAAUGGAGAGGACUCAAAUGGGUGUUCUCAAAUGGCUCUAUUCUCUCUUGUACUGAUCUCUCUUCUCCACAAUGGACUAAUCUUUCUCUUCAUAGAGACUUAUCAAUUCACCUUUAUUCUAUUCAGCUCCCAUCAGCUAACCUCUCUGGCUCACUCCCUAGAGAGGUUGGUGAGUUCUCUACGCUUCAAAGUUUGUAUCUUAACAUCAACUCACUCAAAGGAACUAUCCCUCUUGAGCUUGGUUAUAGCUCUUCACUCUCGGAUAUUGAUUUGGGUGAUAAUCUUUUUAGUGGUGUUCUAGCUCCAUCAAUUUGGAAUUUAUGUGAUAAGCUUGUUUCUCUCAGGCUUCAUGGGAACUCACUCUCUGGGGCUCUCCCUGGACCUGCACUGCCUAAUUCUACUUGCAAGACCUUUCAGUUUCUUGAUUUGGGUAGCAAUAAGUUUUCAGGGAGUUUCCCUGAAUUUAUAACUAGGUUUCCUAGUUUGAAAGUGCUUGAUCUUUCGAAUAACAUGUUUUCAGGUUCAAUUCCAGAGAGUUUAACUGGAUUGAACCUUGAAAAGUUGAAUCUUUCAUAUAAUAACUUAAGUGGGAUGUUGCCAUUUUUUGGUGAGUCAAGGUUUGGUGCAGAGGUUUUUGAAGGAAACAGUCCCAGCCUUUGCGGGUUACCUUUAAGAAGUUGUGGUGGAAAUUCUAGGUUGAGCUCAGGUGCGAUUGCUGGUACAGUGAUUGGAUUAAUGACUGGAGUGGUGGUUUUUGCUUCCUUGUUGAUUGGUUAUAUGCAAAAUAAGAAGAGAAGAACCGGAGGAGAUAGUGAGGAUGACUUAGAGGAAGGUGAAGAUGAUGAAAAUGGUGUUAAUGGUAUUGGUGCUGGUGCUGGUGCUGGUGUUGGUAAUGGUGAAGGGAAACUGGUUCUGUUUCAAGGCGGCGAGCAUUUGACACUGGAUGAUGUGUUGAAUGCAACAGGACAAGUUAUUGAGAAGACAACAUAUGGGACUGCUUAUAAGGCAAAGCUUGCAGAUGGAGGGACCAUAGCUUUGAGGCUGUUGAGGGAAGGCUGUUGUAAGGAUAGGAGUUCAUGUUUGCCUGUGAUAAAGCAACUAGGAAGGGUUCGACAUGAGAAUUUGAUUCCAUUAAGAGCUUUCUAUCAAGGAAAGAGAGGGGAAAAGCUACUCAUAUAUGAUCAUCUUCCCAACAGGACGCUCUAUGAUCUUUUACAUGAUACUAGAGCUGGAAAACCAGUGCUGAAUUGGGCUCGGCGACACAAGAUUGCAUUAGGUAUAGCCCGGGGACUGGCAUAUCUUCAUACUGGUCUUGAGAUGCCCAUUACUCAUGGCAAUGUAAGAUCCAAGAAUGUGCUUGUGGAUGACUUUUUUGUGGCCAGGCUUUCUGAUUUUGGGCUUGACAAGCUUAUGAUCCCUUCUGUUGCCGAUGAAAUGGUUGCACUUGCAAAGACUGAUGGGUACAAAGCACCAGAGCUUCAAAGGAUGAAGAAAUGCAAUUCCAGGACAGAUGUUUAUGCCUUUGGGAUACUUCUGUUGGAGAUUUUGAUAGGAAAGAAACCGGGCAAAAAUGGGAGAAGCAGUGAGUUUGUCGACUUGCCGUCAAUGGUGAAAGUGGCAGUUUUGGAAGAGACAACAAUGGAGGUUUUUGAUGUGGAGGUUUUGAAAGGGAUAAGGAGUCCAAUGGAAGAUGGAUUAGUUCAGGCAUUGAAGCUUGCCAUGGGUUGCUGUGCUCCAGUAGCUUCAGUGAGGCCGACCAUGGAUGAAGUUGUGAAGCAGUUGGAAGAAAAUAGACCAAGAAACAGAUCAGCUUUGUACAGCCCAACUGAAACAAGGAGCGAAAUUGGUACCCCCUUCUGAGCUUUGUUUUCUAACAUAUUCUUAAAAUUAUGUGGUAUACUAGUUACCAUAUUCUCUCUCUCUCUCUCUAUCUCUCUCUGAUUAAGCGAGUAAUUGUAGCGAAUGGUGCAAUGUUUCCAGAAUGAAGGUUAUAGUUUUGUGGAUGGAAAUUCAGUUCUUAGUGAUCUCUAUGUAAUUCAUGACAUUUAUCUUGUAGUGUUGAUUUUCACUUAUUAUUAAUUUUGUUAAA
Molecule: messenger RNA, 2346 nt
Organism: Pistacia vera
Lineage: Eukaryota; Viridiplantae; Streptophyta; Magnoliopsida; Sapindales; Anacardiaceae
Product: putative kinase-like protein TMKL1
Exons: 2
Coding region: 63-2117 (684 amino acids)
Biological process (GO): protein phosphorylation
Molecular function (GO): protein binding; protein kinase activity; ATP binding
Source: RefSeq, a predicted model, not a curated record